Cladocopium goreaui is the source of this 1167-nucleotide messenger RNA. NCBI's taxonomy places the organism in Eukaryota, Dinophyceae, Suessiales, Symbiodiniaceae. The record is from the annotation of a GenBank genome assembly.
AUGCAUGCAAUGACAUGCUCGGCUCUGAGACUGCUGCCACAAUUCGGUUCACAGGAGUUGUCCAACCUCGUGCAGUCAUGCGCAACAUUGCUUUUCGUGAAGAUCCCUUUGCUUGAUGCCGUCGAAUCUUUAGCUGUCAGCUCUCUCCGCUUGAGUUUUCGACCGUUGGAGCUGAGCAACAUGGUGUGGAGCUUCGCAACGUUGCAAUCCGGAGAUGGUAUACAGUUUGCAAAGAUGGUUAUGCCCCACUUGGAAGGGCUUCCGCCAGAGGGUCUUGCAAUCUCUGCAUGGACUCUGGUCGAGUUGCGCUGCGAUGCAACAGUGCUGGAUGCCAUUGCUGAAACGGCAAAGGGGCAGGUGGCGGCCUUCGCCCAAGAGGAGUUCCGAAUGCUGCUGUGGGCGCUGCCCCAUGGUGCGUUGGACUCCGCGGUCUCACUGCUGGAGCAUGCGGAGGCACACGGGAGGCAUUUGACUGCCCAAUGCCUGAGCAGUCUGAUUGCAGAAGCUGAGCAGACGGAGCUGCACCAACUGGAGGCCAGCGGGAGGUCAACGAAGCAUCGAGCAUCGCUACCAACUGAUGGAACUCUGACGGAACUCAGGCAGCACUUUUGCAGCGGCUUGGGAGUCCUUUGUGCUCACCAUCUCCAGCCCUUUCAGACCUGGCUGCAGGACGAGACGGUGCACAAGCGAACAUACGCAACAUAUAACGUGAUCCUCGCGCUCUUCUGCGCUGGCUGCGUGUCCAUGGCCUUCGUGGCCCCGGCACCAAGCCGUCCAAGUGUGAUGCCUUCGCAGGGAGCUGCGGCCAUUGAGGCAGUUGGGAUUGAGGUGGAGCCAAGCACCUCUUCUUGCCUCUUGGCGGGCCUGAGCUUGGGUUAUGCGACUGCUGCAACGUUGGCAUUCAAGCGACAACCCCGUACUGCUCGCGCAGCGGAGCAGCCGACUCCUGCAGUGGCCAGGACCCCUGUGGCAUAUCCAAUCUUCACAUUCCGCUGGCUGGCUGUCCAUGCCCUGGUGGUCCGGGUGCCUGGAGCGGCAGAAUCAAGUGGCAGACUUUGGGCUCCAAGAGGCUCCAAGAGGCUCCAAGAGGCUCCAAGAGGCUCCAAGAAGGUAUCAAAAUAUUCAAUAUAUCAUUUUUUCCAUUUGUUUCAAAAAGAUUCAAAAUGA